Messenger RNA from Podarcis lilfordi (Lilford's wall lizard), 1733 nucleotides. The record is from the annotation of a GenBank genome assembly. Lineage: Eukaryota; Metazoa; Chordata; Lepidosauria; Squamata; Lacertidae.
GGAAGGAGCCGCUUCACUUGCGAGAGCUUCAGCAAACGCCAGGAUGAUUUUCUCUUCUAAACUACGCCCCAGCUUUUCCCUUCUCGGAACGUUCUUUAUGCUCCUGAAAUCAGGUAACUUUUCCACUGACUUUCAUCAUGGCAUUUGUAAAUUAAUUUAAGCUUCUUUUUCAUUGGGAGCACCCAACAUUAUAUGAUUCAACACUAUUGAAUCAUGGCUUCAUGGCGGGUAUUCUUUCCCCAACCCACCCAAGGGGCAUGUGUCUAGAAAACAGAUGAUGGAGCCAAAAACUAUUAACAUCAUGUGGGAUCUGAAGGACCACAGGCUGACUUCAGCAUCUCCACCGGGAUGUUUUCCAUUUGCAUAUCCUACCCGACUCACAACCAACCCUCACAGCUUCCUCAAAUAUAACAUCAUCUGACAAAACGUGGAGAGAUUGAGGUGCACACACUGUAUUCUUUGGAUACUGACCAUUAGGGCCAGCCCAAGACAUUUUGCUUCCUGUGGUGAAGGACACAAUGGUGCUAGCCCCUGUUCCAUGUACUAGAUUGGCAGUUGAAUCUUGCUUCAACUUUGGUGAUGGAAGAGAGUCUUUCACCCCACCUGAUUGCUGCAGGCUAACCUCAGAGAUCCAAAGCACUUGCUACCUGAGGUGGCUGUCUCCAACUGUCUAAUGGUAGGAUUGGCUUAGUUGACCAUUCCAUACGAGUCACUUUUUUAAAAAAAUGGAGAAGAGCAAAGGUGAGUAGAGAUGAUAGAUAGAUUAGAUAGAUAGAUAGAUGAUAGAUAGAUAGAUAGAUAGAUAGAUAGAUAGAUAGAUAGAUAAUUAAUAGAUAGAUGAUAGAUAUAGAUAGAUAGAUAGAUAGAUAGAUAGAUAGAUAGAUAGAUAGAUAGAGAUAUAGAUUGGUACCUUGGGUUAAGAACUUAAUUCGUUCCGUAGGUCUGUUCUUAACCUGAAACUCUUCUUAACCUGAAGCACCACUUUAGCUAAUGGGGCCUUCCGCUGCUGCCGUGCUGCUGCUGUGUGAUAUCUGUUCUCAUCCUGAAACAAAGUUCUUAACCCAAGGUACUAUUUCUGGGUUAGCGGAUUCUGUAACCUGAAGCGUCUGUAACCUGAAGUGCCUGUAACCCGAGGUACCACUGUAGAUAGAUAUAGAUGAUAGAUGAUAGAUGAUAGAUGAUAGAUGAUAGAUGAUAGAUGAUAGAUGAUAGAUGAUUGAUAGAUGAUAGAUAGAUAGAUAGAUAGAUAGAUAGAUAGAUAGAUGAUAGAUAUAGAUAGAUAGAUGAUAGAUGAUAGAUAGAUAGAUAGAUAGAUAGAUAGAUAGAUAGAUAGAUAUAGAUAGAUAGAGAUAAUGCAAGAGAAAAUUCAUCUCUCAUGCUUCCCUUUUGCAGUGGCUGUUCACAGUGACUCCGUGUCCCAAUCACAUUUUGAGAUUUUCACCACGGCAGGAGAAGAUGCUCAGUUACACUGCAUUUUCAACACAACAUCCAGCAUCCCUUACCUGUAUUGGUAUCGUCAGUUUCCCAAUCAACCUCUGGAGCAUAUCUUGUCAAAAACCAAGUUUUCACCCACAGAUGACAAGGCAGCAAAAUAUUCUGGAACCUUGAGCACAGAAAGAGGGGCAGUGGAUCUGAAGAUUCAAAAGGUUUCUCUCGAGGACAGUGCUGUGUACUACUGUGCUUUGGAGCCCACAGUGAAGCAAAAGCUCACUGUCACAUGCACAAAACUGUGA